Xiphias gladius (swordfish) is the source of this 1571-nucleotide messenger RNA. Its product is annotated as gap junction Cx32.2 protein-like. NCBI's taxonomy places the organism in Eukaryota, Metazoa, Chordata, Actinopteri, Istiophoriformes, Xiphiidae. Gene Ontology annotation, biological process: cell communication. The record is from RefSeq and is a predicted model, not a curated record. Gene Ontology annotation, cellular component: connexin complex. Bases 528 to 1367 code for a protein of 279 amino acids. The transcript has 2 exons.
AAAUAAAUGAAAGUCUGUUAUGUUCUUUAAAGUUUGCACUUUGACCUCAGAAGACCUACUCAUAACUAACAUCAACUUCAUACCUUCCUGUUUGGACGCAUUUCUGAUUCACAUUUCACAUAGACAGGGUGUGUGUAUGACAAGAAUACAGGCGUCUUCUGGGUGAAAGAUCUGUGACUUAUCUGUCUCCUGCCGUGGGAGGUAAGACAAAAUAUGAUUUACAGUAGGAGUUAACGGUAGAAAAAACUGGUGUCAGGCUUCCUUAACAGGAACUGAGGGUGAUGAAAUAUUUUCACCAAAAUCAUCAGAACCAUCAUGAGUUUGAGUGAAAGGAGAAGCUGCGAGUGUCACACUGAAGUGUACGUGGUGUGAGUCAUUCGGACCAAACCCAUAGGCCUCCGCCGUAUUUAAGUCUCCCUCUGGUCAGCGUAUCACAUCUUUCGUUGUCCGCACUCCAGCUCUUCUGUGAUGGGCUCAUGGCAAAGACUUUCUAACCUCUGAAGCCUAACAGACGUUAGUUUCCAGCCAUGGGUGACUGGUCUUACCUGUCCACGCUGCUAGACAAGGUCCAGUCUCACUCCACUGUGGUGGGGAAGAUCUGGAUGAGUGUCCUCUUCCUGUUCAGGAUCUUCGUCCUGGGUACCGCUGCAGACAAAGUCUGGGGAGAUGAAGUGACGGAGUUCUACUGCGAAACGUUCCAACCGGGUUGCCAACAUGCCUGCUACAACUGGAUGUUCCCAAUCUCCUAUGUUCAUUAUUGGGUCCUGCAGAUCACCUUUGUGUCAACACCCACGCUGGUCUACCUGGGCCACGCUGUCCACAUCAUCCACAAAGAGAAGAGGAUGAUGGAGGCACAGCGGUACAGCGCCAACGGAAGUGCACUGAAACCCAGGUACACGGAUGAGAGAGGGAAGGUGAAGAUAAAAGGCAUCCUCUUUUGCACUUACAUGAUCCAGCUGGUAUCCAAGAUCCUCCUGGAGGUCGGUUUCACUGUGGGCCAGUUCUACAUCUUUGGCCCUGUCGUCCUGGUCUCACUCUUCAAAUGCACUACGGAACCUUGUGCCGUUGGAACCGGUGCCCAGUGUUACAUUUCUCGUCCCACAGAGAAGACGAUCUUCAUCAUCUUCAUGCUUGUGGUCUCGGGCAUCUCGGUGCUCCUCAACAUCAUCGAGAUAAUCUACCUGCUCUGUAACAAGAGGAGAGAGGCCAGGAAAAAGCAUCUGGCUCAGGAGCAUGUGCCCAGUUUACAGCAGUACCACACAGCUUGGGGAGGCCUCUCACUGUCGCCUCUGCCCGGUCAGGGUCUGACGGAUCUCUGCAACGGCGACAAACACAUCGACUCCACCGGUAAAGAAAAGCACACCUGAAGCAUUAUUAUAUAUAUUAAUUAUACACGUCUGUUUUAGGUGUUUGCUCUCCUUUUUCUUUUUGCUUAACUUACAUUUAAACAUUUACUGUUUCAUUCAUGCGGUCAAUAGCUGGACUGUGUGACAGGUUCUUGAUUCAAAGAAUAAAUUUGCUGUGCCUCAGGAUAAUAAUGUUGAUAGUUUCCAGUUUGCUGUGUUUUGUUU